Gamsiella multidivaricata is the source of this 5893-nucleotide messenger RNA. RefSeq names its product glucan synthase. The transcript is spliced from 3 exons. Gene Ontology annotation, cellular component: plasma membrane; 1,3-beta-D-glucan synthase complex. Gene Ontology annotation, biological process: (1->3)-beta-D-glucan biosynthetic process; fungal-type cell wall polysaccharide biosynthetic process. The record is from RefSeq and is a predicted model, not a curated record. The coding region runs from base 174 to 5777 and encodes 1867 amino acids. NCBI's taxonomy places the organism in Eukaryota, Fungi, Mortierellomycota, Mortierellomycetes, Mortierellales, Mortierellaceae. Gene Ontology annotation, molecular function: 1,3-beta-D-glucan synthase activity.
CUGCAUCACCGGCCAUACAGAAACAAGGCGAGCCUCCAUAUCCACAACGACAGGCGCCACAGCUACCACCCCGUCCCCAGGGAUACUUUCCUAACCCAGGGUUUCUGGGCCCCGCUGACCAUCAAAGCCCUUUCCAACAGGGGCCUCCAGAGAAUACUCCAUACCCCCAAUCCAUGUCAUAUCCGCUCCACGACCUGCAGCAGCAGUCUCAACAUCCGUUCCACCCUACAGUCCACAGACUGAAUUCUAGCAGCCAGUUCAACAAUCACGGCUAUGGACCGGGACUGAAUGGACAGGAUUCUGAGGACGAGAGUCUGUACUCGCACCAUGGGAUCCCCAACCAUUGUGGCACAAUAUGCUCGUCGUCGUCGCAAAACUCGUUGUUCCACCACCAAGAUUCAGGACUGAGCGAGGAGCGACAUCCCCACGUCCGAUCCUUCGCCGACUCCAGCAGGACGCCCAGCACCGAUCCUGUCCUCCACAAGGGUAAGGGUCGGCGGGAUGGGCCAUCCGAAUCCGACUCGGAGACUUUCAGCGACUCGCGCUCUGACGCCGUCAUGUCCCCGAACGCAAGCACAACCGCAGGAGCCGACGUCGAUCUCUUUGGCCCCUUCAGAGGCCCCGACGACGGCCGCUACACAGGCUACUCCCCAUCCUCGGAUGCGCUGCUCUCGCUGCUGGAACACAAGAAGAGCCCCCUCGCGGGACACCACUACCGCUAUGACCCACCCUCGACCCCCAAUAACCCCAUCCCAGACCAACAGCAGCUGCCACCAUUCAACCCAUACACUGCAUGGACAAUCGAGAAGGGUGUCCCCUUGGCCCGGGAGGAAAUCGAGGGCAUCAUGCUGGACCUGACGCGAAAGUUUGGUUUCCAACAGGAUAACAUGCGCAAUCAGCUGGACGCAUUCAUGACAAUGCUGGACUCGAGGGCAUCCCGUAUGAGCCCCGCACUCGCUUUGACGACCAUUCAUGCAGACUACAUUGGAGGAGAGAACGCCAACUAUCGCAAGUGGUAUUUUGCGGCUCAACUGGACCUGGACGACCACAUGGGCUACCAUUCAGCUCCAGGAAAGAACAAGAGGGUGAACCUAGCCUCGAUGGUGCCCCAGCCUGGCGCCGUUGAUAUUGAGACCCACGAGUCGCUGGCCAUGGCGGAGGAGCACUGGAAGGCGCGCAUGAACAACAUGUCCCAUUUCGACCGUGCACGCCAGGUGGCGCUUUAUCUCUUGAUCUGGGGUGAGGCCUCCCAGAUUCGAUUCCUGCCCGAGUGUCUGUGCUUCAUUUACAAAUGCGCAGAGGAUUUUUACCUCUCACCAGAGUGUCAGCAGCUGAUCAACCCCGUUCCCGAGGGCCUGUAUCUCCGAGACGUGAUCUCGCCUCUGUACCGGUUCAUUCGCGAUCAAGGAUACGAAGUCCAGGGAGACCGGUACGUCAAGCGAGAGCGCGACCACGACUCUGUCAUCGGCUACGACGAUAUCAACCAAGCAUUCUGGAGCCCAGAGGGAAUCGAGCGUGUCAGGCUCCAGGACAGGAAACGGCUUGUCGACAUCCACAUUGCCAAGCGAUGGGGCGCCUUGGGUCAUGUCGACUGGGAGUCUUCCUUCCGCAAAACAUACACCGAGAAGCGGACCUGGCUCCACUUGGCUGUCAACUUUACACGCAUCUGGAUCAUCCACGUCGUCAUGUAUUGGUACUUCACCGCCUACAACACGCCCUUUCUCUACACGGAUGAGAACGCGAGCGAGUCAGGAGUCCAGUGGACGAUCGUAGCGCUCGGUGGCGCGAUAGCGACUUUGAUCAUGCUCCUCGGAGUCUUUUGCGAGUUCAUGUUCAUUCCCCUUACCUGGCAGAACACGACGAUGCUCAUCCAGCGGCUGAUCAUCCUCAUCGUCGUCCUGAUCUUGAAUGUCGCGCCCACGCUAUACAUUUGCCUGUAUAACCGAACUGGCUUAGCCUCCCAGGCUGUCGGCAUCGCCCACUUUGUCGUCUCCGUAAUUACGACGCUCGUCUUUGCCAUCGUUCCGUCGAACCAGCUCUUUGGUGGGAGCUCCAAGACCUCACGCAAGAACCUUGCUUCUCAAACGUUCACUGCUUCCUUUCCGAGGCUCAAGGGAUCUGAUCGAGCGCUGUCCAUCUUUCUUUGGAUGCUUGUCUUUGGCUGCAAAUUGGUUGAAUCGUACUUUUUCCUGGCCCGUUCCUUCAGGGAUCCUCUCAAGGCCCUGUAUGCCGAACGUAUCCCCAACUGCAGGGACAAGUACCUGGGCGGCGCAUUAUGUUCGAUUAUGCCCGUGUUCACAGUGGUGAUCAUGUUUGUGGUCGACCUGGUCCUCUUCUUUCUCGAUACGUAUCUUUGGUAUGUCAUCUGGAACACCAUCUUCUCCGUCGUCCUGUCUUACCGCCUCGGUAUCUCGGUCUGGACUCCGUGGCGAAGCAUCUUUUCACGUCUCCCCAAGCGCAUCUACGCAAAACUGCUUGCCACCGCCGACAUGGACGUCAAAUACAAGCCCAAGGUCCUUUGCUCUCAAGUUUGGAAUGCCAUCGUGAUCUCGAUGUACCGCGAGCACCUGCUGUCGAUCGAGCAUGUCCAGCGUUUGCUCUACCAGCAGGUCCCAUCCGAAAACGAAGCCAAAAUGACUCUCAAGGCGCCAACGUUCUUUGUGUCCCAGGAGGAUUCUUCCAUCAAGGCCGAGUUCUACCCCUAUCGUUCCGAGGCAGAGCGCCGCAUCAACUUUUUCGCCCAGUCUCUGUCGACACCUAUUCCAGAGGCGGUGCCCGUCGACGAGAUGCCGACGUUCACAGUGCUGGUCCCUCAUUAUUCUGAAAAGACAUUGCUUUCGCUCCGAGAGAUUAUCAGGGAGGAGGAUCAGAACACACGCGUGACACUCUUGGAAUACCUCAAGCAGCUGCACUCAGUUGAGUGGGAUAACUUUGUCAGGGACACCAAGAUUCUGGCUGAGGAAACAUCCAUGUUUGAGGGCGCAGGCGCAUUUGGAUUGUCUGGCUUCGAGGGUGAUAAGGAGAGCCAUCGCGACUCGGGCAAGAACAAUGACGACCUCCCCUUUUACAGCAUCGGAUUCAAGUCCGCGGCACCCGAAUACACGCUCCGUACACGUAUUUGGGCUUCGCUCCGUACUCAGACCCUGUACCGCACCGUAUCUGGAUUCAUGAAUUACUCCAAGGCCAUCAAGCUGCUCUACCGUAUCGAAAACCCCGAGAUUGUUGCACAGUUCGGUGGCAAUGGAGAUCGCCUGGAGCGCGAACUCGACCGACUCUCGCGGCAGAAGUUCAAGUUUGUGGUGUCGAUGCAGCGCUUCACAAAGUUUAGCAAAGAGGAGGCCGAGAAUGCCGAGUUCUUGCUUCGCGCCUACCCUCAGCUUCAGAUCGCAUACUUGGACGAGCGCCCACCGGAGAUUGAGGGAGAGGACCCGGUUGUGUACUCGGUUCUGAUCGACGGAACCUGUGAACUCAUGCCCGACGGAAAGCGACGACCACGUUACCGCAUUCGACUCCCUGGUAACCCGAUCCUGGGUGACGGCAAGUCCGACAACCAGAACCAUGCUAUCAUCUUUGCCCGCGGCGAAUAUGUUCAAUUGGUGGACGCGAACCAGGACAACUAUUUGGAGGAGGCGCUCAAGAUCCGUAAUGUUCUCGGGGAAUUUGAGCAGCUGCAUAUGCCUCAAAUCUCGCCCUACUCGCCCCAGAUCACGUCCAAGGACGUUCCUGAACCAGUCGCUAUUGUGGGAGCCCGCGAGUACAUUUUCUCGGAGAACAUUGGUGUCCUCGGCGAUGUCGCCGCCGGAAAGGAACAGACAUUCGGUACCCUGACCCAGCGCAUGAUGGCCAAGAUCGGAGGCAAGCUUCAUUACGGCCAUCCAGAUUUCCUCAACUUCAUUUUCAUGACGACCCGUGGAGGUGUCAGCAAGGCUCAGAAGGGUCUUCAUUUGAACGAGGAUAUCUAUGCCGGAAUGACGGCCUUCAAUCGCGGAGGAAGGAUCAAGCACACGGAGUAUUACCAGUGCGGCAAGGGGCGUGAUCUCGGCUUUGGCUCCAUCCUCAACUUCAAUACUAAGAUCGGCACUGGCAUGGGAGAGCAGAUGCUGUCACGCGAGUACUACUACUUGGGAACGCAGUUACCUCUCGAUCGCUUCCUGACGUUCUAUUACGCCCAUCCGGGAUUCCACAUCAACAACAUCUUUAUCAUGCUCGCCGUGCAACUGUUCAUGAUCUCCAUGCUGUUCAUCGGAGCCAUGGCUUCGUCCGUCGAGGUCUGCGCGGACGUUACACAGGACGACUGUGUCAACUUGGUGCCUGUGUACGACUGGAUCAAGCGCUGUGUCAUGUCCAUCUUCAUCGUGUUCUUCAUCGCCUUCCUGCCCUUGUUCCUGCAGGAACUCAUGGAACGCGGCUUUCUCCGCAGUCUGAUCCGUCUCGGGAAACACUUUAUGUCGCUCUCGCCCCUGUUCGAGGUCUUUGUGACACAGAUCUACACCAACUCGAUCUUGACCAAUUUGUCGUUCGGAGGCGCUCGGUACAUCGGGACCGGUCGUGGGUUUGCGACGACGCGAACGCCAUUUACGCUGCUGUACUCAAGAUUCGCUGGCCCUUCGCUCUAUCUGGGAAUGAGGACGCUCCUGAUGCUCAUCUUUGCGUCGAUGACGAUGUGGGUGCCACACUUGAUCUACUUUUGGGUCUCGGUCCUGGCCUUGGUGAUCUCGCCCUUCAUCUUCAACCCCCACCAGUUCGCGUUCACAGAGUUCUUGCUCGACUACCGCGAGUUCCUGCGAUGGCUCUCUCGCGGCAACUCUCGUACACAUGUCUCGUCCUGGAUCUCGUACUGCCGCACCCUCCGAACCCGAAUCACCGGAUACAAGCGCAAGCGACUGGGCCACCCCUCAGAGAAACUCGGAGGUGAUAUUCCCAAAGCCCACUUCUCGGUGAUUUUCGUCUCCGAGAUCGUGCUUCCGUUGCUCCAGGCGAUACUCUGUGUGAUCUGCUAUAUGUUUGUUCGGUCCUUCCCCAGCGGUGUCACCAACCAGGGUGGCGCUGUGUAUACAAGUGGGUUACUCCGAGUCGCCAUUUUCGCCCUAGGUCCUAUUGUGGUCAAUGCUACGGUAUUGGCGGGGCUUUUCGCUCUCUCGCUGAUCCUGGGACCCUUGAUGAACAUGUGCUGUGCAAAGUUUGGGUCGAUCAUGGCAGCGAUUGCGCACGGUGUCGCAGUGUUGUCACUCCUCGGCUUCUUUGAGGCGCUUUGGGCGCUCGAGUCGUGGAACGGUUCACAAGCGAUUCUGGGAAUUAUCGCGGCCAUCGCAGUACAACGAUUUGUGUUCAAGGUCUUGACCGCAGUCUUCCUGACGCGCGAGUUCAAACACGACGAGACGAACCGAGCCUGGUGGACGGGCAAGUGGCACGGACGUGGGCUGGGCAUGUACGCGAUUUCCCAGCCGUUGCGUGAGUACGUGUGCAAGAUCAUUGAGAUGUCGAUGUUUGCGUGCGAUUUCCUGAUGGGCCAUAUCAUCCUGUUCCUGCUGUUCCCGAUCUGUUUGGUACCCUGGAUCGACCGGUGGCAUUCGACCAUGCUGUUCUGGCUGCGGCCGAGCAAACAGAUCCGGCCACCGAUCUUUUCGGCCAAGUUGCGUGCGCAACGUCGUCUCGUCGCUUGGACCUAUGGGACCUUGUUCCUGCUGUUGUUGGCGGUCUUUGUGAUGUUGAUUGCGGGACCGUUGAUGUUCCCACAGUAUAUGCCCAAGGAUCUUGGCAAGACCAUUCCUGUCUAAGAGCAGAGCUGGGUUUUUUUUUGUCUUUUUGGCUUUCUUUUUUCGUUUCUCGUCCCUCUCCUACUCUCGUUCGAUUUCUGUAACAUAGUUCAUUUUUCAUUUUUCAUUUUUCAUUU